UUCAAAAAUCAAAAGACUUGAUUGUCGGGACUUUAAAAAGUGAAAGUCGAGAAAUUUCCCAUGCAUAAAGACAACUGAAACAAAAGUCCUGUGUAAUUGCGCUAUGCAUGUUAAAUCAUGUGAAAAACUAGCCAUUUGAAAAGCUUGAGCAAAAAAGAAAAGAAAAGCAACGCAAAAUAACCAGACCCAACGACAAUGCGAACCGAAGCAGCUAACCUAGUCAAGUAGUGUAGCUGUCGUCAAGAGUCAAGAGGACAGAAACUAAAAUAAAACGCACGCAAGUGCGACAACGGACAUUUGUCAACGACAUCAGCAGCGGUAGCAGCAGCAGCAGUUAGAGCUGCAGUGAGAAUUAAACAGACGCUAAGGCUUUUAGCUGCAACACAUUAUUAGCAUUAUGUUGAGCGCUCGCACGCUCUGGUCGUCCUGGCAGCGCCAGCGCUACUCUAGGCAACAGGAAGCGGAAGCCGAAGCAGCGCCGAGCAGCCGAGAACAUAAACAAGUGCGCCAAAGUUCCAGGACAAACAUAUCAGCAGCUUAUGAAGAUGAUGAUGAUAAUAAUAAUGAGCCACAUAAUCAAAACAGCAGCAGCAACAUAGCCACACGGUCUGCAGCUACAAAUUAUGGCAUUUCCGGCUUACAACAACAACAACAACAACAGCAGCAGCAGCAGCAGCAACUAGCAGAGCCCACCCCAAAGUCUGUGCUAAUACCCAGCAGUGGCAUUCGCGCAUUUCCGUGGCUUUUCAUGCUUCUGCUUUCAGUGCAGAUCCUAUUAAUGGACUGCUCUUUGGCAUCGGCCGCAAACGAUAGCAGCAGCCUGAUAGCAGCAGCAGCAGCAACAACAGCAACCAAUAUGAACGCCAGCACAAAUUUAACGCUGCUCGUUGAGGAGACAACAAUCAACUCGUUAGCGCCCACUUUGACCACAGCGCUGGCUGAGCUGACUAAGCAAUCAACCGGACUGGAGCCGCUGGAUGAGGAGGAUGCGGAUAAUACCAGUGAAUAUAUAUUUGAUCGCACCGAUGUGCGCAUUAUAUUUAUAACGCUCUACACCAUUGUCUUCUGCUGUUGCUUUUUUGGCAAUUUGCUGGUGAUAUUGGUGGUUACACUCUCCAGACGCCUGCGCUCCAUCACGAACUUUUUUCUGGCCAACUUGGCCUUUGCCGACUUCUGCGUGGGUCUCUUUUGUGUCAUGCAAAAUCUUUCCAUAUAUCUGAUAGACAGCUGGGUCUUUGGCGAGUUUCUAUGCCGCAUGUAUCAAUUUGUGCACUCACUCAGCUAUACGGCAUCAAUUUUUAUACUUGUCGUCAUCUGCAUGGAACGCUAUUUCGCCAUUGUGCAUCCAAUAACAUGCAAACAAAUUUUAACUGCGGCACGUCUAAGGAUGGUUAUUGUCACCGUUUGGAUAACAUCGGCUGUCUACUCAACGCCCAAGUUCGUCUUCAGCAAGACCAUCAAGAAUGUCCACACCGAGGAUGGGCAGGAGGAGGAGAUCUGUGUGCUCGAUCGCGAAAUGUUCAACUCCAAGGUGCUGGACUUGAUUAACUUUGUGCUGCUCUAUGUGAUGCCAUUGCUGGUCAUGACUGUGCUCUAUAGCAAGAUAGCCAUUGCGCUCUGGCGUAGCUCGCGUGGCCUUACACCCCACCUCACACAGCAGCAACACCAGCAGCAGCAUCAAAAGCAGCAGCAGCAGCAGCAGUCGCAGGAAAAUAUCAUGAGCCUGCAUAACAGCAUGUACCAUCACCAUCAUCAUGUACACCAGCACGCGCAUCCGCAUCAUCUCCAUCAGCAGCAGCAGCAGCAGCAACAUCAGCUGGCUGCCACAACAACAGCGGGCGGCGUAGCAGCAGCAACACUUGCUUCCGCCAGCAGCAGCGCCACGUCCUUGUCACGUAAACAUAGCAGCAAAUAUGAGAAGCGCGGCGUCAGCAUCACCGAGAGCCAGGUCUCGCUGGAGGCGGAUCGUCCCAUUGUGAGCGCUUGUCGCAAAACGAGCUUCUACCAUCACUCCCACACACAUAACCAGCGGCAAGGCAAUGGAGGCGGCACCACCGUAGGCGUUGCCGUUGGCGGUGCCACACACAUGUCGCACUCAUCCAGCAACGUGCUGCGCGCCCGCCGCGGCGUCGUCCGCAUGUUGAUAAUAUUUGUGCUGACAUUUGCGCUAUGCAAUCUGCCCUAUCAUGCACGCAAAAUGUGGCAAUACUGGUCACGUUCGUAUCGCGGUGAUUCCAAUUUUAAUGCGCUGCUAACGCCGCUCACCUUUCUGGUCACGUACUUCAAUUCGGGCGUUAAUCCGCUGCUCUAUGCGUUUCUCAGUCGCAAUUUUCGCAAGGGCAUGAAGGAGCUGCUGCUGUGCUCCUGGAAGAAGGGCAAGGGCAAAUCAUCUUCCAAUUCAUCGAUGCAUCACAAGCGCAAGGCGCUGCAGACCCACUCGCUGCCAACGGAUACAACACAUAUUGGCAACGAGCAGCUAUGAUGGCCAUACUGCUGGAAGUCCGCCUUCAAGCUCUUCGGCCGUCGCACCUAGUGAGGCAAA
Drosophila busckii is the source of this 2542-nucleotide messenger RNA. RefSeq names its product trissin receptor. Lineage: Eukaryota; Metazoa; Arthropoda; Insecta; Diptera; Drosophilidae. Gene Ontology annotation, biological process: G protein-coupled receptor signaling pathway. Gene Ontology annotation, cellular component: plasma membrane. The coding region runs from base 398 to 2482 and encodes 694 amino acids. The record is from RefSeq and is a predicted model, not a curated record. The transcript is spliced from 9 exons. Gene Ontology annotation, molecular function: G protein-coupled receptor activity.